GGUUGCCUUCUUCCUGUCAGUCGGAGGAAGGGGGCCCCACAAUUGGUGCUUUGGUUUCUACCACGUUACUUUUGCAAGGUGACCGACCCCGUGUCAGCUUGCUGCCGACUGCGAGAGUGAAAAAUGUUGGAAAGUAACUUCGCAGAGCGCAGUGACACAAGUGAGGAGAAGGUGUCUGGUGCUACAGUUAUCGCGCAGGCCCUGAAAACGCAAAAUGUGGAGUUCAUGUUUGGCAUCGUAGGCAUCCCAGUGUUCGAAAUCGCCUUUGCGGCCCAGCGACUGGGCAUCAGAUACAUCGGGAUGAGGAAUGAGCAAGCGGCUUGUUAUGCUGCCUCUGCGGUUGGGUAUCUGACGGGCAGGCCGGGAGUAUGCCUUGUUGUUUCUGGCCCAGGUCUCGUGCAUGCCUUGGGUGGUAUGGCAAACGCAAACAUGAACUGUUGGCCCUUGAUUGUGAUUGGCGGUUCCUCUGAAAGAAGUCAGGAAACAAUGGGAGCCUUCCAGGAGUUUCCUCAGGUCGAAGCUUGUAGAUUAUAUAGUAAAUUCUCUGCACGGCCAAGCAGCGUAGAAGCUAUUCCCACUAUUAUCGAAAAGGCAGUAAGAAGCAGUAUUUAUGGUCGUCCAGGUGCUUGCUAUGUUGACAUACCUGCAGACUUUGUGAACCUCCAGGUGAAUGUGAAUUCUGUAAAGUACGUGGAGUGCUGCAUGCCACCUCCUGUCAGUAUGGCAGAAACCUCUGCUGUGCAGCUGGCAGCAUCUGUUAUUAGGAAUGCGAAACAGCCCCUUCUUAUCAUUGGGAAAGGUGCUGCUUAUGCCCAUGCAGAGGAGGGAAUCAGGAAAUUGGUGGAGCAAUGUAAAUUGCCAUUUUUGCCAACCCCCAUGGGAAAGGGGGUUAUCCCUGACAACCAUCCAAACUGCGUAAGGGCUGCCAGAUCCAGGGCUUUGCAAUUUGCUGAUGUAAUCGUGUUAUUUGGUGCAAGAUUAAAUUGGAUUUUGCAUUUUGGACUCCCUCCGAGGUAUCGGCCAGAUGUGAAGUUUAUCCAGAUCGAUAUCUGUGCAGAAGAAUUGGGGAAUAAUGUGAGACCUUCUGUGACUUUGCUAGGAGACAUAAAUGCUGUCACGAAACAGCUUUUAGAACAAUUUGAUAAAACACCGUGGCAGUAUCCUCCAGAGAGCCAGUGGUGGAAAACUCUGAGAGAAAAGAUGAAGAGCAAUGAAGCUGCAUCCAAGGAAUUAGCUUCCAAAAAAUCCCCGCUUAUGAAUUAUUACACAGUAUUCUUCUGUGUUCAAGAACAACUACCCAGAGACUGUAUUGUGGUGAGUGAAGGAGCAAAUACUAUGGAUAUUGGACGCACUGUGCUUGAAAACUACCUUCCUCGUCACAGGCUUGAUGCUGGUACUUUUGGAACAAUGGGAGUUGGUUUAGGAUUUGCCAUUGCUGCUGCAAUAGUGGUUAAAGAUAGACACCUAGGACAGCGGGUCAUCUGUGUGGAAGGAGACAGCGCAUUUGGGUUUUCUGGCAUGGAAGUGGAAACCAUCUGCAGGUACAACUUGCCAAUUGUACUUUUGGUGGUGAAUAAUAAUGGAAUUUACCAAGGUCUUGAUGCAGAUACUUGGAACGAAAUGUUAAAUGUUGGAGAUACUACUGUAGUGGCCCCUCCAUCGUGUUUUCUGCCAAACUUACAUUAUGAGCAGAUUAUGACUGCAUUUGGAGGCAAAGGGUAUUUUGUACAAACACCAGAAGAACUUCAAGAAUCCCUGAAGCAAAGCUUGGCAGACACAACUAAACCCUCUCUUAUCAACAUCAUGAUUGAGACACAAGCCACGCGGAAGGCCCAGGAUUUUCAGUGGCUGACUCGUUCUAAUAUGUAAAUAAAGGUGCCAAUCAGUGACCUUGAGGAGUUUUCUCUUUCCUGUAAGAUGGAAUUUUAUUUUCCACGGCAAAAUAACUAUGUUAAAAUUGUUGCGCAAAGAAAAAAAAAACAUUUCUAAAUGACAUUAUAUAGUAAAGUAAUUGAUUAAACACAGAACAAGUUACUAGUAUCCAGCCACAGAGAUAACCAUUCACAGAUGAAAAAGAAAGGGUUUUGUUAAAUAAUAGCGUUGUAACUGCCUAACCACCAAGUUAACAUCAGUAUCCUUUUGAUACAUACAUUCUUAAAGUGACAUAUCUUUUAAAAACAUCUGAAGAAAAAAGCUCCAAGAAUUUUGUAAUGUAGAGGCAUGUUCAGUAAGUCAGAGUACACAGGCUAUUUCUACUUCAUAGUUUAUUUGUUAACUACUUUGUACUUUAGUCUCCCCAGUAUUUAGUGGGGGAUGUUCUAUACUUUUUGAGUUGGGGUUUUGUUUGUUUUUUUUUUUUGUUUUUCUGGAGAGAACUUAUUGAGCCAAAGGAAAAGUCACACCCAAACUAAUAAUUUUAGGGCAUAUUUGAAUUAGCAACCUUAGUUUGUGUGUACCACAUUGAGACCAACAGAGUCAACAGCCUUAAUAUAUAAAGAACGCUUAUAAAUAAAAAUAUUAGUGUACUAUACAACAAUGAGCAAAGGGCAUGAAUGUAUAAUUAACAGGAAAAAUACAAAUGGCCAAUAAAAUUAUGAUCAUGAGUAAUGAAUAUGUUAGACUGGAAAACCGUAUUUUUACCUAUUGAUGCGGCAAAGCACUUUUUAAGUUAUAAUUCUCAGCGUGUGUGAGGGUGAAGUGAAACGGGCACUGCUGUGCUAUGGCGGAAGUGGAAACUGGUGCUAUAUUUCUGUAGAAUAAUUCUAGCAGUGCUUGUUUUGGAAUCUUAAAAAUGUUCAUACCCUAUAACUUUGACCUAGUAAGCCUGUCUAGAGAAUGUAUUCUAAAGAAAUAAUAAAAUACUUGGUCACAUAUGUAUGUAUAAGACCAUUCAGCGUUAAUUUUAGGAACAACCCCAGUGUUUCAUAGUAAGAUCUUGGUUGUAUACAUUACGAUCUGGCAACAUCAUAAAAUAAAAAUUGUGUUACAAUUA
Pteropus alecto (black flying fox) is the source of this 2992-nucleotide messenger RNA. It is a transcript of the gene HACL1, whose product is annotated as 2-hydroxyacyl-CoA lyase 1. The coding region runs from base 124 to 1869 and encodes 581 amino acids. Gene Ontology annotation, molecular function: catalytic activity; magnesium ion binding; thiamine pyrophosphate binding. Gene Ontology annotation, biological process: fatty acid alpha-oxidation. Lineage: Eukaryota; Metazoa; Chordata; Mammalia; Chiroptera; Pteropodidae. Gene Ontology annotation, cellular component: peroxisome. The transcript has 17 exons. The record is from RefSeq and is a predicted model, not a curated record.